Mesorhabditis spiculigera is the source of this 777-nucleotide messenger RNA. The record is from the annotation of a GenBank genome assembly. Lineage: Eukaryota; Metazoa; Nematoda; Chromadorea; Rhabditida; Rhabditidae.
AUGGCCGACGGCCCACCAGGGUCUGCGGCCGUGUUCAUCUUUGAGCCUGGCCACCCAGACGUUGAUCGCAACCUCGGCGACGUAAUUGAGGGUCUGCUACCACAAGUCGACACCCUUCCGAAGGAGCUGCGUGGCGCCUGUGAAGAUGCAGUUACCGAAUCGGCGAAAAUCUUUGUGCGCUCGACAGAAACGCGCCAGCUAAACCAUCACCUGCUCGAGAAACGGCGACUUCUUCUGAACUUCUGCACUCAGGAAGGACUGAGCCCGCCCGCCGAAUUGAAAGAUUAUGGGGAAAGAGCUGUCGCAGGGACGGAGGCCAAAAUCAUCGAACGCAACGCUUGUGUAAAGCUCCAGCAGUACCUGAACUCGCGAGGGAAAAGCAAUAUCAAGGAGCCUACGUUGGCUCAGCGACGGAAGGUUCGACACGGGAUUGGGGUCGUGACGGGAAAGUUGAUGUGCAUCCACGCGGAAAUGAAGAAAUUGAGUACAAUGGCCAACCCGCAACUCGUGCCCAAGACGGGCAAAGUACCGGAAAACAAGACGCGCCCCGGCAAAGAGAACGCGACGCACGCGUGCGCACCCGCGCCCUUUAGGAGAUUGGUUGGCCGAAGCCGCACCCGCGACUUCAAAAUGAAGUUCAAAGACGUCUUUCAAGAAGCCGCACGGCGCGAGGCAGCGGGCCGCCCAGAAGGUGUCCAAUGCCAGCGGUGCAAACGAGACGCGUUGGAGCCGAAGGGCGUGAAUUUCCCCGACUACCACGCGUCGAGAUGGAACGAA